Messenger RNA from Mixia osmundae IAM 14324, 390 nucleotides. RefSeq lists its product as uncharacterized. The transcript is spliced from 2 exons. The record is from RefSeq and is a predicted model, not a curated record. Bases 1 to 390 code for a protein of 129 amino acids. NCBI's taxonomy places the organism in Eukaryota, Fungi, Basidiomycota, Mixiomycetes, Mixiales, Mixiaceae.
AUGCAGACACCGCCGCUUUCGCUCUCACCUAUGGCUGGCCAAGGCUUGCGCAGACGUAGCAGCGUUGACGCUACUCAGCUACCGAUAAAGCGAGAGCAGUCGCCUUCGAUACCAGAUGCAAACGAAGAAACUCAGCUGGCUCUGAGUCGCUCAAUGAAACGCAAGACCAGCGGAUUCUCGCCUAGCCUGUCGCGAAUCCCAUCCCAGGCCGGCUUCGUCUCACCGGCAUCACCCGCGCCUGCUUCUGCGUAUUCUGCAUCAUCAAGCCAGAGCAAUAGCGAACCGGCUUCGCCGCUCGAGCAUCUGCCGAUGGCGCUGACGAGCAUGCUACGCGAAGCCUGUAGUGCAGUCGAGCGCAUGCUUCUCUUCUUGGAAGACGCCGAGCUAUAG